This is a messenger RNA of Asparagus officinalis (garden asparagus), 569 nucleotides long. RefSeq lists its product as uncharacterized. The record is from RefSeq and is a predicted model, not a curated record. The transcript has 4 exons. Lineage: Eukaryota; Viridiplantae; Streptophyta; Magnoliopsida; Asparagales; Asparagaceae. The coding region runs from base 58 to 465 and encodes 135 amino acids.
AAUGCCACAAUUAAUUUUGCUUCUCGUUUUAGUGAACUAAAUUGCUUAGCUAAUGAAAUGGUCAAAGAGGGGCUAUCUUCUAAUGACGCAUAUGAAUUAAUGCGUGAAAUGAUGAUGGAUGCUAUUAAUAAGGUGCAACGUUUGAAACUCGUCACUGAUGAAGAAAUUGGACAAGAUGUGGAAGCACAUUAUAUGAAUGCGGAGUGUUCUCAAAAUAUGGUUCAUGAACCAAGUCAAGCAAGAACAAAAGGAAGGCCUAAAGGGAAGAGGUUAAAGCCAUCGAGAGAGAUCCGCAAAUGCCGGCCUAGGAAAUGCAAAUUAUGUGGAAAGAGAGGACAAAAUCAUGAUAGCAGAAAUUGCCCUCUAAAGUUGUCAAGUGAUUCAAUGGAACAAGAUAAUAUUGAUGAAGCCAGUGAUGAUUUAGAAGAUUCCUGUGAGGAAGAUGAAGUUCUCACUAUUGCAUGAAGUUUGAUCAAGGUUGGUAGAGCAAAUCAUAGCACUAUUGAUUGUCCUUCAGUAUCUGAUCCAAUGUUUUAAAGACUCUCAGUAUCUGAUCCAAUGUUUUGAGC